Molecule: messenger RNA, 1044 nt
Organism: Venustampulla echinocandica
Lineage: Eukaryota; Fungi; Ascomycota; Leotiomycetes; Helotiales; Pleuroascaceae
Product: putative PCL7 Cyclin like protein interacting with Pho85p
Exons: 1
Coding region: 1-1044 (347 amino acids)
Biological process (GO): regulation of cyclin-dependent protein serine/threonine kinase activity
Cellular component (GO): cyclin-dependent protein kinase holoenzyme complex; nucleus
Molecular function (GO): cyclin-dependent protein serine/threonine kinase regulator activity; protein kinase binding
Source: RefSeq, a predicted model, not a curated record
AUGUCUCACACUCACACUCCUCCUGAGGAUGACCUCGACCUCGACAUGACAGCUUCAAUUCAAGCACAAAUCACCCCAUCCGUCCAUGAUUCCGCGGAUACAUUCUCCUAUACCCUUCCACCUCGGCCAAACCCUUCUGCAGAUACUGGGCUUGCGAUGGAUGCGAGCAAACACGACCCCAAUGCCUCUCCACCUUCUCCGAGCAGCAUGGAUGUCUUCACGAUAGGCCCCAUUACCGCCCUCAAAUUGCUAUGUGCAGGAAUAGAAGCACUGGUUAGGAUAACCGGCGACAUCCCACCAACACCCCCUCCAACGUGCUCGACACCACCACAUAUGCGAGGCAUGCAGGCAGAGAAGGAGAGCAUUGCGAGAAGCAAUUCAUACAAAAACCUGGGCGAAUUACACAAGAGCGAUUCCUAUAAAAAUCUUGCCGAGCUACACAGACGCCCAAGAACGCCCUCUCCGUGCAGUGCAAGUUCGGAUGAGAUUGACGGCGUGACCUUCCGAAAGACACGUCUCGGCAAUUCCGCUCGUGCCCCGACACCACCAUAUAUCAUCAUUGGCGAUAAUGCAGAACCCUUAAACGUCCAACAUAGCGCCAUUACACGAAAAUUCUACUCAAAAGAACCUCCUCCCAUCUCGUUAGAAGACUAUCUCAUGCGCAUACACAAUUUCUGUCCUAUGUCUACGGCUGUCUACCUCGCGACGAGCUAUUAUAUCCACAAGCUAGCAGUUGAUGAACGGGCUAUUCCAGUCACACGUCGAAAUUGUCACCGAUUGUUACUGGCCGGUCUCCGAGUUACCAUGAAAGCAUUAGAAGAUUUAAGCUAUCCACAUAGCCGAUUCGCAAAGGUGGGAGGGGUCAGUGAGAAUGAGCUGGCCAGACUGGAGAUCAGCUUCUGUUUUUUGACCAACUUCGAAUUCAAGACGAGCAAAGAAUUACUUCUAGAACAUGCAAUCAAUCUAAAGGAGAUUGCUUCUCUGCAAGGAGCGGUGAACUUCGUGCCCAAGUUGCCGAUGAAGAAAAAGCGACAGGAGGCUUAG